This is a messenger RNA of Paramecium octaurelia, 2116 nucleotides long. NCBI's taxonomy places the organism in Eukaryota, Ciliophora, Oligohymenophorea, Peniculida, Parameciidae. The record is from the annotation of a GenBank genome assembly.
UAAAUAUUAUGUAUUGUGCAGAUAAUUAUAUAAGUUGCGCAAUCAUUUACGUUUUGAAUAUAUUUGGUUUGCUUUUGGUUUUGGGGAUAUUGUUCAAAAACAGGGAAUAUUAUUUAAGAGAAUGGAAAAGAAUAAGACAAGUCAUUAAGGAUUACACAAUGUAAGAAAAAGUAAUAAGAUUAUCAUAGAGACUAUCGAAGCGAUGGAAAUCUGCCAAUAUUUGCAAAGUUUGUAGGUGUUUUAAUAGGUUUUUGCAUCUUAAUAACAGCGAGCAUAGUUUCUGUAUUAAAUUUCAUAUAUCAAAGAUAAUUAUGUGGGACAUGAGUUUUGGAUUUAUGGAAAUUUCCAAUAUAUUUGUAUGGACUUUAUGUGCAUUCCUAUUUUACAUUGAUUAUCGUUCUAUAUUCAAAUUUUCUAAGUAUUAAAUUCCUUAUUAUCAAGACAAUUGCGUCUAGCUUUAGCCAUUAUAUUUGUUAUUUAGUUGUCUUCAGGCAUAGUAUUUGGAAUAGAGAGGAACUUAGAAAAGGAAAAUAGGGGAUUUGAUGAAUUAACCGUUGAAGCAUCAGUGUAUUUAUGCAAUUUCCUAAUUAUGCUUGUCAUUAAUAUAAUAAGCUUAUUCUUUCCAAAGUUUGAUUAUUAAAAGGUUAGCAAGAAUAGCGAUGACAAUAUAUUUAUCAGAGUCAAUAGUUUACAACAACAUUUGGUGAGUGAUGAUUCAUAAUCUUCAUCAAGUUCUAGACAGAAUUCAAUUGUCACUCCAAAUCAAAGACAAUCAAUAUCUAAGACUCCAAAGAGAAGCUAAUCAUUUUUAGAUUAGUUAGAGGAAUUAACUAAAGAGGAGGGAUCUUAAAGUUCCAUAGGAUCAGGCAUAUAAAAGUUAAAACAGGAAUAAUCAGGAUUAAUAGAUCCAACCUAUGGGUUAAAGAAGGAAGAAGAGGCUAUUUAAAAGGAGAAAGAACAAAAAGAAUUGAUGAGUUAAAUUAUGGAUAUGCACAAAUAGUUAGAUGAAAAGUUGAACAAAUUAAAAUAGGAUAAUGAAAUCAAUUAAUAGUAAUAAAAUGUGCCUCCACAAUAAGAAAAUGAACAAAUCAUAUAGGAAUAAAAUGUUAAUUAAGAACAAUUAAAUCAAUAGAAAUAAUAGGAUUUAAAUUUAAAAUCAAAAUAUGAAAUUCAAAGCAUAAAGAUUGAAGGAUUUGAAGAAAUCAAAAAAUAAGGGAAAAGAUUCAUAUAUUUCAAGAUCUUCUACUUUUCUAAUUCUAAAUAAAGACAGGUAAGAACUGAACAUAAUUUGAAAGAAUUCUAAUAAUUAAGAUUAGCCUUAUAAUAAAUAUAUGUGGAUCAUUCUUUUCCAGAAAUACCUGAAAGAAAGCCCAACGAAAGAUUGAGUGGCAAAGAAGUCGCAAGUAGAAGUGAAGCCCUCGAAAAGUUUUUAUAGUUUAUAGUUAAGCAUCAGAUGCAAUGUCCAACAUUAGAUAAAUUCUUAGAGGAAACAUCAGGUCCUAUUCAUGUAGAGGAUGAAAGUAAGUUGUUUACUGAUAUUUUAGAGGAAGCUAAUAUAGACCAAGUAUUAAAAGAUAAAUCAUUUGAUGACUUUUUGGAAGUAAGAAAAGCAAGCGUAGCAUCAAAACAAAGUUAUCUGGAGAAAGAUUACAAUGACGAUAGCUUUGAUCCAAAAAGUAGCAUGGCCGCUGCCUCAUAUGAUUAGUCAUAGUUUUUUUAACGUAAUAAUGAUCGAUUUUCUACUACUAUUACUUAAGGAGGGGGAAAUGGGCAUAAAUUCAUAAUUAAGGAAGUUAAAACACUCUAAUAAAUUACUGUAUGAAAUAAUAAUAAAAUAGUAUUAUAAAAUUGAGGCAGUAAUAAAUGGACAGACAGUGGCAACAGCAUAAAAGAGGUAUAAUGAUUUUAAGGAAUUGUACAAAAAAGUAAGAAUGAUUUAACUUUUUAGUUGUAGGGCAGGUAAUACUAAAUUCCACCUUUGCCUGAUGAACCAUCUUCAAAAUAAUAAGAUAUUGUAACCUAUAGAUAAGAGGCUUUAGCCUAAUUUUUAAAUACAUUGUAUUAAAAUAAAUCAGUAAAAACAAAUAUGGUUUUUAAAGACUUUGUAGGUAUUUGA